Harpegnathos saltator (Jerdon's jumping ant) is the source of this 2481-nucleotide messenger RNA. It is a transcript of the gene temp, whose product is annotated as protein prenyltransferase alpha subunit repeat-containing protein tempura. The record is from RefSeq and is a predicted model, not a curated record. Gene Ontology annotation, cellular component: cytoplasm. Lineage: Eukaryota; Metazoa; Arthropoda; Insecta; Hymenoptera; Formicidae. Gene Ontology annotation, molecular function: protein prenyltransferase activity. Gene Ontology annotation, biological process: protein prenylation. The transcript has 2 exons. Bases 249 to 1730 code for a protein of 493 amino acids.
CAUAGCCAACUUCAAGUCGCGCGCAAUCAAGCGUAUCCGUCGCAUUUCGCUAACGUUUCCGCAGAGCGGAGUGUCGCACCGUUGUACGCCGCAUCGGACCAUACUGUAUGGUAGUGAGACAGAGCUAUUAGGUUCUAGAUUAAAGAGGAAGAGAAAAAGGUACGCGCGAGGGUGGUACGAUCACUGGCGUGGCCGUCGUCGACGACGAUUAGUAUAUUCUACCGGAGAGAUGUGACGUGACUCUCGCAAUGUUGGACGACGCAUCGUUCCCGGCCGCCGAAAAGAUCCUCAUCGACAUCGAGAAUGUGCUGAAGAGGAAUCUUACUCUAAGCAGCUUCGAGAUCGUGCCGGCGCAGAACAACGAGAACCGAUCGCCUGUGUACCACGAGCUCAAUUACCUGGGCCUGGAAUCAUGGUGCAUAGAGCCACUCUACUGUUACGUAUAUCGCCGGCUGUUGGACUUCCGGCAGAACCGUCGUCGCUGCGCGGAGCCGAGAACGGUGGCGAGAUGGCUGUUGGGUGCCCUUCUCAUCAAUCCGAACGUCAUCAUGUUGUGGAACAUGCGGCGGGAGUUGGCGCAGAGCUAUCGGUUGGACCCAUGCGAGGAGUUGCUGCUCACACGGCUAGUGCUCUAUCACAAGCCGAAUUCCUACGAGGCGUUCACUUAUCGACGCUGGUUAAUGCCGCAGGUGCUGGACGUUAAACAGGUGGACUCGUCGCGUCCCUAUGACCCGCUGCCCGCAUACUCACCGCUCUGCAUCGAGGUGCAGCUCGUCGAGUCCUGUGCCGAUCGCUAUGCAAGCAAUUACCACGCGUGGAGUUACCGUCGAUAUCUGCUGACGCUCCGCAAGUCUCGCGGUCUCACGCACCCCAGUCUUGAGAGCGAGUGGAGGAACACCCUCGCUUGGUGCCAACGACAUGUAUCCGACAACAGCGGCCAUUCCUAUCGACAGUUCUUGCUGAGGCGAUGCGUGCUGGACUCAGCGACGGCCUCGUCGUCGUCGUCAUUGUCAUCGUUAUCAUUGUCUUCUUCGUUGUCGUCGUCGUCGUCGUCGUCGUCAUCGUCGUCGUCGUCCUCGUCCUCGUCAUCGUCAUCGUCGUCGUCGUUGUCGUCGUCAUCGUCAUUGUCGUCGUCAUCAUCGGCAGCGGCUUCGAGUGACAUUGCCGGCAACCAGCCGAACGGUCAACAUGACUUUGAGACUUGCGACCGUGAACAACGGCUGUUGGCUUACAUGGACUCUGGGGCCGUGGACGGUUUUCGCAAGAAAUUCUUGGUCUGUCUACGCGAGUCUAUGCGACGGCAAGAUCGUAACGCUUACGAAGACAAGCUCAAGCGUUAUCUCCGGGCAUUGUCGUACUGGGCGGAGGAGUGUUACGUGAACGAGCGGCUCAUCUCUAUGUUUGAGCACAAUGAGGUGCUCUGGGGUCAUCGCAGGUUCCUCGCGCAGACGCUCAUUCGCCUCACCGCAAUGUAUGUGAGACACGGCCGUUAUGUAGAGGACGAACUUGUGGACGCCCGACACCGCGACGAGCCAGUCGUGUCGUUUGUACGCGACAACGGCGCGCGCGAUGAUCCGGUGAUUGCCGCUCACGUGUUGCUCCUGGAGGCCUUUCGUGUCGCCAAUGACAAAAUUGCCCGAGUGGCAAGGGAGCGCGACCCCCAUGAAAAGAUGUUUGUCGACCGGUUCUUCAGCUUCGUCACGGCUCUUGGCUUCGACACCGCUACGUGAUCAGAAUUGGCGCUCGAGGUUUCGAGCUUUCGACAGGAAGACGCGGUACGUGCACGAUAAGCUAUCCGAAAGACUUGACAGCUCCUUGCAUACUUGUCGUGAGGAUCGUGCAAUAGCGUCUGUAUCAUUUCCUUGCUGUCCACGUGAUUUCUCGGUUCUUCAUCUUCGGAAUUUCGUAUCAUCGCCGGAAUGGCGUCGGGGACGUAUCGGACGUGCGACUCGGUACCUGUAUUUGUUGUAUACAAAAAAUAUGUUUGCUUCCUCCCAAAAAGAUCUGUUUUCUUUAUAAAAUCGUUAAUAUAUAUUUUAAAGAUACAUCCGAUGCGCCUCCAUUAUAAGCCAUUUAGCGAUAAAAAUGUUUUUCUCGCCACUGCAGUGCGUGUCUUCUCACAACACAGAAGGACACUUACAAAUCAUUAUUUUGAAGAAAAAUAAGCUGCUUAUUUUUGCAAGAAAAUUUGAGAGACAUGGUCUAGAGAUACUCUAACAUUUAUUUUGUUGUAUCAGCGGUAAGAAAUAUCGCUUGUUUGUAGAACAGAGUUCACAUCGUGUUUUUGAGAUAUUGCAACUUGGCACUUAAUACGUUCCGUACUGAGCCAUUUUUGCGCGACUUUCCAUUCAGGCCAUUUGAUAUUUUGAGUAAAGGCAGGUAUUAUAAAAUAUUUCAUUAUACUCAUUGAUUAAUUGAUCGAUAAGUAACUAGCUUAUAUAGAAUAAUUAUCGUGUUGUGUACGUGCCGUAUGAACGGUGG